ACCUCCUUACAAAUCUCCCCAUAUACAGACCCAAAUCUUGUGACAGUGAGGUGAAAGGAAAACUAGGGUUUGGCUUUAUUUGAAAACAAGUGAAGUUUGUGUUGUGUUUGAUCAUCAAAUUAACCUUUCCCCCAAACCUCUGUUCACCCAAAACCCCAAAUUAUUCACAAAGCAAACAACUUUUUUAACUUUUGUUUUUGUUUUUUUAUUUCCAAAGAAAUGAGUGGUGUUGCUUCAAUGGCAUUAUGCAAAUCAAAGCACCUUAAAAAUCUAAUCUUUAUUCCCUUUUCAUAUCGCCGGUUUCUUCAUAAACCCAGUUUUUCUCAUGUUAUACAUAAGGUUAUGGAUUGUGAAUCGGCUUUUAGAAUGUCAUAUGGAUAUGAAAGAUACCUUCCCGGGGGUCUCUUGUGGUGUCAUUCGUCUCCUGUGCACAUGGGUCAUAAGGAUGUAGAGGCAACGGUCAGCUGUGAAACAGAUGGGGCAGUUAAUGCUUCAGGUGAAGUUAAACCUAAGAGAAAGAAGUUGAAGGGAAAACGAGCAGUUGUAAGGUGGUUGAAGUUUUUUAGGUUCAAGAAAAAGAAAGAUUACGCUAGAAUGACUGCAGAAGAAAAGAUUUUGUUUAAGUUGAGAAAGGCUCGAAGAAAGGAGGAACAGUUGCUUACAGCUCUGAACAAAAUCGAACCUAAAGAGUCAUCAGAAACAACCCAUGAUCCAGAAAUACUAACUCCUGAAGAACAUUUUUACUUCUUGAAAAUGGGGAUGAAGAGCAAGAAUUACGUGCCUGUUGGAAGACGAGGGAUAUAUCAAGGUGUUAUUCUAAACAUGCAUUUGCAUUGGAAGAAACACGAGACACUACAAGUGAUAAUAAAAACGUUUACACCAGAGGAGGUCAAGGAGAUGGCUGUAGAGCUUGCGAGAUUAACUGGAGGAAUUGUGCUCGAUAUUCAAGAUAAUGACACUGUCAUUAUGUAUAGAGGGAAGAACUAUUCACAGCCUCCUACUGAGAUAAUGUCUCCUAGGGUCACUCUCCCUCGGAAAAAGGCGUUAGACAAAUCAAAAUAUACAGACGCCCUUCGGGCUGUUAGGAGAUACAUUCCCAGACUUGAGCAAGAUCUUGAGCUUCUUCGUGCAAAGGCCGAAAAUGAACCAGGGGUUGAUUUCGAGACACAAAUAUCCGACACUGACAUUGUUGAACCUGAAGAACUAUCGAGCGUUCAACUUGAAGCUACAAAAAAACUCAAAGAACUUGUUGCAAGAAAUGAAAAAUUCAAUGAAGAUGAUCAUUCUAUGACGGGUUCAGAACUAGUUUCAGAUUCAGAAGAUUUGUCGGAUAUUUUUGAGACAGAUUGUGAAACAGAUGAAGAGAAGGAUGAAAAACCACUAUAUUUGGAUGAAUUUGAAAAACUACCUGCGGAAAGUAAUGAGGUCGAAGAAGAUUUUGAGGAGCAUUUAAGGCGGAUAUCUGCCAAGUCAAAAAGGGAAAAGGAUAAGGGACCAGAUUUUGAUGAGGUUGAUCGUGUUAUUCUGAAAGCUGCCUCACUUUUAAAGAAGAGAAAUCUAUAAAGUUUUGUGCUGACUGUUGCGGUGUACCCUUUUCAAGAAAACUGUCUCGAUGAGCAGUGAUAAGAAGUUGUUAAAAUGUUAAAUGACUUUUAAACAUAAAAUACUAACUAUAUUCAAGUUCUUCAAUUUUGGCAUA
Molecule: messenger RNA, 1699 nt
Organism: Erigeron canadensis
Lineage: Eukaryota; Viridiplantae; Streptophyta; Magnoliopsida; Asterales; Asteraceae
Exons: 4
Coding region: 220-1563 (447 amino acids)
Molecular function (GO): RNA binding
Source: RefSeq, a predicted model, not a curated record